Chenopodium quinoa (quinoa) is the source of this 4487-nucleotide messenger RNA. RefSeq names its product cationic peroxidase 2-like. Gene Ontology annotation, molecular function: peroxidase activity; heme binding. Lineage: Eukaryota; Viridiplantae; Streptophyta; Magnoliopsida; Caryophyllales; Amaranthaceae. Gene Ontology annotation, biological process: hydrogen peroxide catabolic process; response to oxidative stress. The transcript is spliced from 6 exons. The record is from RefSeq and is a predicted model, not a curated record. Bases 3218 to 4201 code for a protein of 327 amino acids. Gene Ontology annotation, cellular component: plasmodesma; plant-type cell wall.
AGUGAUUACUGUUAAGGUUCAUGGGUAUAUCCGUAAAUAGUAAAUUUGAAAAUUUUAAUAGAUAUAUUAUAAAUAACGUGAUAACUCAAGGUAUCUUGUGAAAAAAAAAAUAAUAAAAAAAAAUAAAAAAAAAAAACCACAGAAAGGUACUACAUUUAUAUCGUGGGCUUUAGUCAUCAUUUACAGUAUUGGGCUUCUGUGAUUAAUGAGCCCAUCACAAGCCCAAGCCCAUUACGACACAAGUAUCAAUUCGGUCUAACCUCUAAUGGAGGUUGAAGAACAACAGCAACCAUUACUCUCCAUUUUAGGUACCUUUUCUUGUUCUUUUCUUUUGUAAUUUUAUAUUUUCAUGGUUUUCCUUGCAUAUAGUCGGAUUUCAUUUUCUUGGAAAAAAUUGUUUAUUUUGUUGAUAGUACAAUACGAAAUUGUAGUUCUAAUUUUAGGUUUCUGGGUUUGUGACUGUUGUUUAAAAGUUUGUAACUUUAUGUUUAGUUGGAUACUGGUCUAAUCCACCCAAAAAAAAAAAAAAAAAAAAAAAAAAAAAAAAAAAAAGAGGAGAAAUUAGGGAACUAUUGGGAAUUUAAUAUAAAUGAAUUUGAUCAUGUAAUUGGGUAAUGAUAAUAAGUUAAUAACCUUUAAAGUAGAGUUUGGUAUAUCUGAAAUGUUACUUAGUCAUUUCUUGAUUUCUAGUUUCAGGGUAUUUCUGUUUUGGUGUCUGUUAAAUGACUACUCUGAUCAUGAGCUACAAUUUGUGUCUGAUAAAACUACUUUUGGUCAAUCACACUUGAUUUCAGCAUAUGCCUACUACAGGUAUUUGAAGAUAAUAAAGACUACUGCCCCUUUUUUUGGCCGAUGUCUGGUCAAGAAAUUUCGAUUGUAAGCUGUCACCUUUGUACUAGCAUAUUGAACUUGUUUCGAUAUGUAAGUCAUCUGUGAAAUGAUAAAACUCAACCGACAUUAUUUGUAUUUGGAAUUUACAAGGAUCAUAGAUCCGUAGAUUAACAUCCAUGCUGCUAAAUGUAUCAGACAUCCAUAAAGCAUGUGAACUGUUGUGUGUGAAUAUUUUCUAUCUUGAUUUGUGGAAAUUCAGCUUUUUUUGCUUGCCACAAAAUGCUAGCACUCUAUAGAGUAAAUCGAAGAUUAAAAAUUGUUGGUGCAUUCGUUUGCAUUGCAAAUGUUGAACUUUAGUUUCCUACAUAUUGUUGCUGUUUGCUGAUGGUUAUUCUUUACCAAUUGUCAGAAAACUAGAUUUAAUUUGCAGAGAAUGCAGGAUACCAACUGGAUUUUGGAGUCACCACUUUUCUCCUCUCCUUUUAUUUUUCCUCUUCUGUAACGUUCAGUUGGCACAAUAUCAUUAGCGAUUUGAUUAUAAGCUGGCUGCAUUUUUCUAAUAUGAUGAUGUUUACAGCUUCCUAAUAUUUCAAUUAGUGAAGUAGUAUAAAUUCUAUGUUUUGGCAGGAUCAGCAUACGAAUCAGCAAUUGAUGACAUUAGAGCGACUUAUCCUAUGGAGGAUGCAGCUUGCACUCUAUGUUUCUUUGUUUUCAUUUUGGUUGGUCUAGGAAUUGGAUGGCUGGCAUGAACUCGAUCAUUGCCUGUUGAACUUUUUCGCCAAAUGUACUGCAUAUUAAUGCAUCUGUCAAGGCACACCCAUGGAUACUUGAUGGCAGUGGACCAACAAAAAGCCACUAAAUUAAUGAGUUGGUUCAGUACUCUAUGGAAUCUGUGUUCUUCACUUGAAUACUUAGUAUCUAUCUGUUCUCUUCACCUUAGUUACACUUAUUUCAUGUCUAAUAAGUUUAAAUGCGAUAAGGUCUAAUAAGUUCAUAUAUAUGAGUAUUAGAUAAGGUCUAAUAAGUAUAGAAUCUUUAGAUACAAUAAGGUAAGAGUUGAUGAGUUCAGAUAAUAGAAGGACUGUUAAAUUCAAAUACUAUAAGAGGUAAUAAGCUCCAAUCUAAAGUAGUAUUCUCUAGUGCCUUUUGAAGAAGCUUGCAGAAUUUCUUAAGCUCUUUCUGUGUCUUUUUCUGAAAUUUCUAGUCAGAACUCGAAAAUAUGAUCUCUUCUACUUACAUGGAAUGUGUAAAAUUUGUUACUUAGUUGUUAGUUGAAAGGGAAACUUUUUUAUCUGAAUGCCAGUUACUAUAUCUAGUUUAGAUCCUCACAGUUUCCCUUGUGCCGUCUUUCUGUAUUAUGUUUUGCUGCAUUAGUGUUAUAUAGUUUAAAGAGUGUGCUUUCCGUGAGUCCUAAUGUCGUUCUCCCUAUACGAAAUCUUCUUAUCUUCUCAUACAAGUGGAGUGUCUUCCCAGAUUAUGGUUUGCUUUAGGUAUUAUCAUUUUCCUAAAUUUAUUUUCAAGGCUGUCUUUCAAAUGGCUUUGGUCCCUGUGUCCCUGACACCCGUGACAUGAGGUCACAAACUUCCUCAGUUCCUUGAUAUAACAGCAUUAGGCUUAUACAUGGUGUUGGCACCGUCUUGUACUCUUAGUAUUCAGUCACUCGAGCCAGAUCAUUUAGCUCCCCUUCUGUGACGGGCAUCCAUUCUCAUGUGUCUUCUGAUAUGGCUUCACUGAGGUCAUGUUUUUUUAGCUGCCUUGAUGAAAAGUUACUGAAUGGGAAGAUAGUACUCCAUAGUUUGUAGCAAUACAGAUGGAUCCUGAAUUAGAAGGCUCGAAAUCUGGUGCACUUGGUGUCAUGGCGCGAGCUGCUCUUGAAGAUAUGUACAAUUCAUCUUAAUGUUUCAUGGUCAAUCAAUUUUUGCUGAUUUAGAGGUGGUAUCAAUUUAUGGAUUAUUCAAUAUAAUCACACGCAACUAGAGCAAUAUACAAACAUAUAACCAACUAAUGACUUUGUAAAAAUAAUUAGUGAUAUAGGUAAUAUACGGAGUAUAUAUCUUGGAUUGUUUAUUUUUAAUUCAGAAGAAAGAACAAAUUAGACCAUUUCUCCCAAGUUAAUUACUGUAUUUUCAUAGCAAACUUGUAAAAUAAAAUAAAGCUAGUGUUAUCUACUUAGAUAAGACUGAGAGCACGUCAAUAGGCACUUCUAUCCCACUUUCAGUAACAAUCGUGUGCACAAGUUAAUAACAAAUAAAAAGUCCACUUCAUAUUUUGAAUCAAGUUUAAGGCUCUUAAUUUUGCUAUAUAUACUCAAAGAUUUCAUUGUUUUUCUCCACACUACAAUACAUAAUAGCAAUUCUAGUAGUAAAACUUUUCUAAGUAGCAAGUUAUGGCAAGAGCAAAAUCAUCGACAAUGGCGCUAGCCCUUGGGCUACUAGUGAUGACCCUUGUUGGGGAGUGCUAUGGCCAAUGUGGUGACAAUUUCAAGGUUGGUUACUACGAUGGCAAGUGUGGCAAAGUCAAUGUUGAGGCCAUUGUUUUCCAAGUCGUCAAGAAGCAUUUCAAUGAAGACAAAGAUACCAUUGCUGAUCUUAUUCGCUUGCAAUUUCAUGAUUGCUUCGUUAGGGGAUGUGACGCCUCAAUUUUACUAGAAGGUGAAGACACAGAGAAAACUGCACGUAACAACCUUAGUGUUGAUGGUUAUGAUAUCAUUGAAGAUGCUAAAGUUGCCCUUGAUAAAUACUGCCCUGGCGUUGUCUCUUGUGCUGAUAUUAUCGUCCUAGCAGCAAGAGCUGCUACGUACUUGGGUGGAGCAGAAUGGUACGCAGUCGAAACAGGAAGAAAAGACGGUCGCACAUCACUAGCAAGUGAUGCCAAGCAGCUUCCAAGACGCGAUAUUCCAAUCCCUGCUGCUGUCGAUUUGUUUGCCAGUUUUGGAUUAGACACACACGAUUUCGUUUAUCUUUUAGGUUGUCAUACUGUUGGAACUGCACACUGUGAAAACAUCGAAGACCGUCUAUACAACUUCAAUGGGGGAGCAGACCCUACCAUGAACUCUGAUUUGGCCUCUUCUCUAAAAAUGAAAUGUCCUCGCAACGCUAACUCGACCGAGGAAGCAUUCCUUGACCAAACUUAUGGUAGCGAAUUCGUACUAGACAAUGCUUACUUCAAGAGAAUAAUAGAAGGCAAGGGAAUUCUUAAAGUUGAUCAAGAAUUGGCUCUGGAUCCUUUGACUAAGGACAUUGUCAUCCAAACGGCUGCCGACGAGACGAUUUUUAGAACUAGAAUUGGUCCAUCUAUGCGCAAAAUGGGUUUAAUUGGAGUUCUUACCGAAGGAGAAGUUAGAAUUGGAACUUGCAAGAAGGUUCGCUAAGGAGUUUUGUUCAUCACAAAUUGGCUAAUUGCCUAAAGUGUCACUAAUUAUAUUAACAAUCAUUUGAUUGAUACCUUAAUUACUUCAUUAUUAUUGCAUGUUAAUGAGGGUUUGUUGUAUUUGUUCAAGUUUAAUUUCUUUUGAUGUAAUGUUAUGUUUCUCCCAUGUUGGGAAUUAUUGGUGUCUCCUAGGUAUUAGGGGAUUAAGUUAUUAUGGUAUGUAAUUGUAUUUCAAAAACUGAUUCGAAUCACGUCUAUUAUUUGAUCGAGUUAACAAGUUCUUUGAA